Molecule: messenger RNA, 4188 nt
Organism: Microtus ochrogaster (prairie vole)
Lineage: Eukaryota; Metazoa; Chordata; Mammalia; Rodentia; Cricetidae
Product: zinc finger protein 426-like
Biological process (GO): regulation of transcription by RNA polymerase II
Cellular component (GO): nucleus
Molecular function (GO): RNA polymerase II transcription regulatory region sequence-specific DNA binding; DNA-binding transcription factor activity, RNA polymerase II-specific
Source: RefSeq, a predicted model, not a curated record
UGUAGUUCGCAGUGCCUUUCUUCGCCUCUGGGUCCAUCUUUACUCCCUGGAGUCGAGGAGGGGGGCGCGACGGCGGCCGUGGAGGGUCAGUGUAAGGCGUGGCUGUGUCCGCAGCCCGCGGAGAGGCCGUCCGCGUAGGCUCGGAGCCCGGGACCGGCGGUCUGGCGUGCACCUCGCCUCCCUCCGCCGCUGCGGACGCUCUCCCGGGAAAGAACUUGCGGUCUGCUCGGCCCCCUCUGCAGAAAACUCCCAAGCCGCCUUUCAGCUUUCCAGAUUAGUCGGUCUUCCAGGACAGAACUCCGCCGCUCUGCAUCGCCCUGCAGCCGCCGCCUCCUCUGCACCACCCCUGAUUGUGGAGCUCGGGAACUCUUUGUCAGGGACUCGGACUCUGUUCUUGAAGAAAAGAUAAAGGUAGAGAAGAUGGUGGCUGAUUGUCUGACCAAUUGUUACCAGGUCUCGGUGACUUUUGAUGAUGUGGCUGUGGACUUCACCCAAGAAGAAUGGAUUUUAUUGGAUCAGGCUCACAGAGACCUCUACAGAGAGGUGAUGCUGGAGAACUACCAGAACCUGGCCUCAGCAGGAUGCGAGGUCAUCAAACCCAGUCUGAUCUCCUGGCUGGAAGAAGAGGAUUUGCAUAGAGAAGAUCUCCAAGAAUGGGAAAUGCCACUUGGCACCAAAGAGUCAACACUGCGUCAGGAGUUUUUGAGGGGACAGACUCCCGGUGGAAUACAAACAGUCAGAAGCCAUAGUGCACGAGAACUCUGUUACUAUGUACAGUGUGGAGAGAUCUUCAGUGAGCAUUCAUAUUUCAAGACACAAGUGAAAACUCACAGCACUUGCAACACUGGACAUCUUACUCACUCGGGUCAGGACGCCUCUGUUCAAAUGCACACCAUAAAAACGUAUCCGUGUAAGAUCUGUGGAAGAGCCUUUGGACGUUCUUCAAAUCUUAAUAGACACUUACGAAGUCACACUGGAGAAAAACCCUAUGAAUGUAAGGAAUGUGGGAAAGCCUUCACUACCUACUCGAGGCUAGUGGAACAUUUUAGAACUCAUACUGGAGAGAAACCAUAUAAAUGCAAGGAUUGUGGGAAAGCCUUUGCUAAGCGCUCAGGCCUUAUAACACAUAUAUCAACUCAUGCUUCAGAAAAACCCUUUGCGUGUAAAGAGUGUGGGAAGGCCUUUGCUUCCUCCCCGCGCCUUAGUCAACAUGUAAGAAUUCACAGUGGAGAGAGACCUUACAUAUGUAAGGAGUGUGGAAGAGCCUUCCUGACUUCCUCGUACCUACGGAACCACAUAGGAAGGACUCACAGUGGAGAGAGGCCCUAUAUAUGCGGGGAAUGUGGGAAAGCCUUCCAUUCUUACUCCAAUCUCCGGAGACAUGUGAGAACUCACAGUGGAGAGAGACCCUAUAUAUGCAAGGAGUGUGGAAAAGCCUUCCUCAACUCCUCAUACCUACAUAACCAUAUAAGAAAAACUCACAGUGGAGAGAUGCCUCAUAUAUGUGGGGAAUGUGGGAAAGUCUUCCAUGCUUCCUCAUACCUGCGUAGGCACUUGAGAACACACAGUGGAGAGAGACCGUGCAUAUGUAAGGAGUGUGGGAAAGCCUUCCUCAACUCCUCGUACUUGCGCAAACAUCUAACCAUUCAUACUGGAGACAAGCCCUACGAGUGUAAAGAGUGUGGGAAAGCCUACCGUAGGUACAAUCUGCUGCAUGACCAUUUAAAAACCCACACGGUGGAAAAACCAUUUGAAUGUGAUGUAUGUGGGAAGUCCUUUCAGUAUUUUUCGUACCUUACUAAACACAUUCGUAUUCACACCGGAACAAAGCCCUAUAAGUGUAAGUAUUGUGGCAAAGAUUUCACUACUUCCUCAAGCCGAACUGAACAUAUCCGAACUCACACUGGGGAGAGGCCCUAUGAGUGUACGAAGUGUGAGAAAACCUUCACUUCAUCCUCCAACCUCAUUCACCAUGGAAAAAUCCACACUAGAGAGAAACCUUUCGCCGAGAAUGUAGGGAAGGCUACAGCAGAUUUUACCUACUAACCGAACACUAGUACCUCAUGGUGAAUAGAAUCACUUCAGGUAGGAAGAAUGUCAAAUAUCCUUAGUCCCUUGUAUCUUGAUUUCAUCAGACUGGAACUUACGUUAUUAAGAAAUCAGUGUGGAACAGCCCCAAUUACUUUGGAAACAUAAAAGAACCCAUACUCAAGAUGCCCCAUGAAUUAAGGAAAGAAAUACUAAAGCCGACACUGUUUCCUAGGAACUUGUUAAGCAUGUGAGACUUUGCAGUAAAGGGAAAUACACUGAUAUAAGACAUACAGAAGGCUGUCGUCCUGCUAAGUACUUUUAAUUCAUUAGUUCCAGCAGUUGAGAAAACUUUUUGAAAGUAAGGAAUGUUAGAAAGUCACAUAAACUUAAUCCUCAGUGUUUAGUAAAAAUCAUAAUUCAUACCCAAGAGAAGUCAGCUAUCUGGAAAUUCUGUGUGCCCUGAAAUGUGGUAUUGCUGGCAGCAGUAAGGCCUGUUGGAUGUUGCUGUUUAUUUUGAACUUUCGAUGUCUGUCCUGAUAGCCCUAGAGUGAUAUGUUUUCUUUCCUCUAAGCAACGCCGUUUCAUUUUGGUUGUUACAACUUCUGGGUAGCAAGCUGGUGAUAAUGAAGACUUGUGGAAUAUAAACAUUGUUUUAGUGUAGAUUCUCUAGUUGGCUUAUACUAUUAAACAUGCUAGCCUAUAAUAACUUCCAGCAACUCCAUUUCAUAAUACGGUUCUCAUGGUCUUUAGAAUGUCCUUGUUCUUUCACAACUUUUAGGUAAAAGGUGAUAUAAAUAAACAGCUAAGCAAACAGACUAGCAAAGCCUUUUACCCGAAACACAUUAGGCUGUGAAUCUAUAGAUGGCUUAGUCUUCAGUGAGGCCAGAGCCCUCGUGACCUCUCACAUCUCACACUGAACACUGCAGCCCUGGGGACCAAGCCAUCGGUAUGUGAAUUUCAGAUACAAAUCAUAAUACAUUCCCUCCCAGGUUCUGGUAAGUCCUCAAGAUUACAAAUAGCUCAAGUGCUUGGGAGCAUGGUUUUCUAUAUGUGUGUGUGUAGUGGGAAUGAAAUAGGCGUACGUGUCACAAUGCACACAUGGAGAUCAGAAGACAGUUUGCAGGAAUCUGAUCAAUUCUUCCACCAUGUCGGUCCCAGGGAUAGAACUCAGGCUGUCAGGCACGGCUUGGCAAGCACCUUUCCUCACUGAGCCAUUGCACCAGCCCACAGUUUUCACAUUCAAAGCAAUCAGAGGCUGAAGAGGUGGCUGUGUGGUUCAGAAUACUUGCUGCUAGUCCAGAGGACCAGGGUUCUGUUCCCAACACUCACACUGAGAUGUUCACAACUACCUGUAACUGGAGCCCCAGGGGAUCAGGCUCCCUCUUCUUGUCCCUAGAUACUCAUGUGCAAGUACACAUACAGACACAUGAAUAAUGAAGUCUUUGUAAAAAGAAAAUCAAUCUAGAGUCCUGAACCCUAUUCUUCUCUGGGAAUACACCCAACCUAUAUGUCCCAUAUCCUAAAUCACUCUAGAUCAAAGAAAGCUGAAGAGAAAUAAAGACAUCAUCUAUAUUCUUAUUCAGUAGAUUUAUUCAAAAUGAUUGAUCUUAAAAUUUUUUUUCCAGGGGGCUGGAGAGAUGGCUCAGUGGUUAAGAGCACUGAUUGUUCUUCCACAGGUGGUCCUGAGUUCAAUUCCCAGCAACCACAUGGUGGCUCACAACCACCUGUAGUAAAAUCUGGUGCCAACUUCUGGCCUGCAGGGACACAUGCAGGCAGAACAUUGUAAACAUAACAAAUAAAUCUUUAAAAAAAAAUUUUUUUCCAGCCAUACUUUUCCUUCUUGGAGGAAAUUUCAGUAAUAUUGUGGAUAAUAGUUUUUUGCUUGCUUACAUCCUCGCCUCCUGCACUCUAUUUUUGCCUCUGUAGGUCUGGAUGGUGUGUCAUUCUGCGCCCUUGCUCAGUACAAUGCAUAAGAAACUUCAGUUAAUCAGGCACCAGUAUGGCUUCCCAUAGAUGCUCAUAGCAACCAUCUCUUCAUAGUUGAUGUUUUCUGUAUUGUUCGGUAUGCUUUGGGCAGUGCCUGGGGUAUAGCUGCCACUCUACUACAUUUUUGUUGUUAUUUUGGUUUGUUUUUCAAGACAGGUUUCACUGUGUAGC